Molecule: messenger RNA, 180 nt
Organism: Pediculus humanus corporis (human body louse)
Lineage: Eukaryota; Metazoa; Arthropoda; Insecta; Psocodea; Pediculidae
Exons: 2
Coding region: 1-180 (59 amino acids)
Source: RefSeq, a predicted model, not a curated record
AUGUCUUUAAGAGUCAACCUCUUGGAUAAAUUAGAAAUAAAAUUAUUGAUAAAUUUCACUGAGCUGCGUGUAAAUGCAGUUGGUACUUCAACAAGACUUUGGAAAACAGACUGGUUGGCGACACUUUUCAUAAAGUAUCACCUUUUUCAAAUGUUAGCUGUCAUAUUAAUAUUUAAUUGA